Homalodisca vitripennis (glassy-winged sharpshooter) is the source of this 1793-nucleotide messenger RNA. Its product is annotated as MTOR-associated protein MEAK7. The transcript is spliced from 8 exons. The record is from RefSeq and is a predicted model, not a curated record. NCBI's taxonomy places the organism in Eukaryota, Metazoa, Arthropoda, Insecta, Hemiptera, Cicadellidae. Bases 225 to 1538 code for a protein of 437 amino acids.
GUAAGUAGAUCUGAUGACAAUUGAGGUUAAGGUUAUGUGUGAUUUUUACGUGGGUUUGUCAGUUUGGUGUGAACACAUCACUUGAAUUAUGUUGUGCAAUGGACUAUAAAUAGAACUGAUUGAGUUUUAACACACACACAAAUGUACAAUUAAAUGACAAAUGUAGGCUAACUAAUUCUUCAUACUAUCAUUUUAUAAAUACCUAUAAUUAUUACAACAUAAUAAUGGGAGGUAAACAAAGUUUAGAAAAGCCAAGUCGUACAUCUCUCAAUCCUACAGAAAGGAAAAGACUAACUUUAUUUCUGGAAAAGAAAGGAAGUCAUUCACAAUUUAACAAGCAAGAUAUGCAGAGAUUAUGGAAAGAUUACUUAGUACCAGAUCUGCUAAAAAGCUACACAGACUACUUGAUGAAUCAAGCUAGAGGCAAGCAAACACACAUUGGAAUUGAGGAGUUUGUCUGGAUAUACAGUGCUCUUAUACGAGGGGAUGAAGAUGAAAAAGUGACUACCUUGAUAGAUAUCAUUGGUUCAAGCAAGAACAGCUCAGGACAACAUGUGAUAUCUUUUAAAACUCUGUGCAAGUAUAUAUCAGACUUGUUGGAGUCCUUUUUCCUGGGAUUACAGACACAGAAAGAUCCCAAUUAUAUUUCUUGGACCUAUCAUAAACAACCCGAGCGGGUAAGCAUGGAAACAGUGACACGUGGUGUUUGCGAUGAUUUGCCAAGGAAUGAUGAUGAAGUACAAGUUUCUAACUUACAACGUUGGUUGAACACAUCUGUCAUAGUGGCAGUCCUCCACAGCUAUGUCCUGGGAUCCCUGUACAAUCUGGAACCUGAGGUCAAGGAUACUGUGGUGCCUCUUGCUAUUUGGCCUACGAUCAAGACACAAACAUUCCUUGACCUUUCUCAAGUUAUCUAUAUCAACUCUUUCAUACCCAACCAACACAGGACUUUGUGGCGAUUUCUCUUUUCUACGCAGACUCAUGGUGAAAGCUUUGCUAAACUUAUUGGGAGCAUAGCAAAUCAAGGCGCUCUUGUGAUUGUUGUCCAUGCAGAAAAUCACACGUUUGGCGGAUUCAUAUCAGAAGAGAUUUCGCCUGGUCCACGAUGGGUAGGAGAUAGUGAUUGUUUUUUAUUUAGGUUGAACCCAGUUGCUUCAAUGUUUCCAUCCACUGGCUACAAUGACCAUUAUGUGUAUUUCAACUCUCAACAACAAUCUCUUCCUAAUGGAUUGGGAAUGGGAGGACAGUACAACUACUGGGGAUUGUGGAUAGAUUCCCAGUUCGGCUUUGGAGAGUGUAGUGAGUCAUGCACAACGUUUAAGGAUUACAAGAUGUUAACAAACAAGAAGAAGUUCCGCAUCAGUAAAAUGGAAGCUUGGGGGGUUGGUGAGCCCCCUCCCACUCCACAUGAAAGGGGAGAGAGAGAUUCAAGGGCAGGAACGACAGUGUUGGAACGAGAGUCUGUGCAUACACAUCUGCUGGAGAUGGCUGGCCGCAAGAUGUAUAGCAAGGGGAUCGGAAGGGAUAUUCCAAAUUGAAACAUUUGAGGAUAAAAAUAAUUCAAGGAAAGUUUGUGAAGAAGUAAACUGCCAAGAGCACAAGCAUUUAUGGUUGAUGAGUUUGGUUAAUUUGUUUUGUAGAAAAUCUUUAAUUCUGUUAAAAAUGAUAGUAAUUUAUCGCAGUUAUUAUGGUUAUUGCUUUAUUCACGUACUGUAAGUGGCUUUCAUGUUUGUAAAUAUUACCUUUUAAGUCUGUAGCAUUCAUCAAAGUAAAAGGAGGAGGAUGUAUGUUAA